CAUGACCAAGUAAUUGAAGACAGCAUGCACAAGAUAAUUUGUGUAGACGAUGAGAUGGUGUAUAUUGAUAUUUUGGAGAUGAAAGGAAAUUCUGAAUAUGAGGUAUUGAGACCAAUCUACAUUGAAAAGGUUGAAACAUUUGUCAUUGUAGUGUCAGAAAAUGAUCUAAACUCAUUCAUUGAGACACGACGACAGCUUAUUGUUUUAUUGGAAGUGAAAGAAAAACGAAUUGAUAUUCCAAUUCUAUUUGCAAUUAAUAAGGUUGAUAGAGAUGAUUCUAAAUCUCAAAUUGAG
Naegleria gruberi is the source of this 294-nucleotide messenger RNA. RefSeq lists its product as uncharacterized. The record is from RefSeq and is a predicted model, not a curated record. Gene Ontology annotation, molecular function: GTP binding; GTPase activity; GDP binding. Lineage: Eukaryota; Heterolobosea; Eutetramitea; Acrasida; Naegleriidae. Gene Ontology annotation, biological process: signal transduction. Gene Ontology annotation, cellular component: plasma membrane. The annotation marks the transcript as partial. The transcript has a single exon.